AAUUGCAUGUUCUCUGCAUCAGCUGGAUGCCCGGCAUGGAGGAGGACAAACAGAAAACCGACGUGCACUACAGGUCUCUGGAUGGAGACGGCAACUUUAACUGGCGGUUUGUCUUUGGCUUUGACUACCUGCCAGCUGAACAGCUCUGCCUUGUGUCCAAGAAGGAAAACUUUUGGAGUCUUGACAACACAGAGUUCAGGAUUCCCCCAAAGCUGAUUGUCCAGAUAUGGGACAACGACAAAUUCUCAUUGGAUGAUUACUUGGGUGUACUGGAACUAGAUUUGAGAAAACUCGUCCCUCCUUCCAAGACUCCAGAGAAAUGCUCCCUGGACAUGAUGGACAAUCUGGAAACCGGAGAAGCAGGCAAACUACAGACCGCUAAUUCCCUGUUUGCUCAGAAGUCGGUCAGAGGAUGGUGGCCCUGUUCCAUCGAACAAGAUGGGAAGAGAGUUUUGGGUGGCAAAGUGGAGAUGACGCUGGAGAUUGUGAGUGAAGCAGAGGCAGACGAGAUACCUGCAGGAAAAGGACGAGACGAACCCAACAUGAACCCAAAACUGGACCCUCCCAACCGUCCAGAAACUUCUUUCUUCUGGUUUACUAACCCAUGCAAGACCAUGAAGUUCAUUGUGUGGAGGAGGUUCAAAUGGGUGUUCUUAGGACUUAUCUUUCUCAUAAUUGUGGUGCUCUUCAUCGCCAUCCUGUUGUACUCAUUACCGAACUACAUCUCAAUGAAGAUUGUGAAGCCACUUCAAUAACUCUACAGUGGAAGUCGUUCCAACUCCUAUUCAGAGAGCUUUGGUUCUUUUUCUUUUCUACAGUAUUUUAUUGUUGGGAUAAUAGCACCUGCAUAUUUACACUAUUAAAAUAAUUAAAUGUUUAUUGUAUCUAGACAACUUCAAUGUGAAACAGAUGGGACUGCUGUUAACAUUUCACACUAAAAUGAUCUAAAACCACAGACUGGUGAUAAUCUGUUUUUUAGGGUCACAGGUUCUGCACUGGAUCACUCCUGUCAACAUGUCUCUGUUCACUAUCACUAUUUAGACUUUUAAGGUCAUUUGAUUUGUACUGGGUUCUUUACCAGGUGGCUUUAUGAUUAUUUUUUUCUAUGUUGUGCCAAUCUAUAUAUUCAUGUAUUUGCCGUUCUUUUUUGUACAAGGGAUAUUACAUCAAACUGAUUAAAAAAUGUUUUUUUUAAAGAAAUAUUUAUAGAGGAUCCAUUUGUCAUCAGUGCCAAUAGGCUCUGUAGCACAUCAUUUGCACAUGAAUGUAAAACAGUCUUGGAGGAAAAUUACAAUAAAGAUCCUGCAAGUUUCAA
Molecule: messenger RNA, 1315 nt
Organism: Cyprinodon variegatus (sheepshead minnow)
Lineage: Eukaryota; Metazoa; Chordata; Actinopteri; Cyprinodontiformes; Cyprinodontidae
Product: myoferlin-like
Exons: 6
Coding region: 27-755 (242 amino acids)
Biological process (GO): plasma membrane organization; membrane fusion
Source: RefSeq, a predicted model, not a curated record